Messenger RNA from Bipolaris sorokiniana ND90Pr, 555 nucleotides. RefSeq lists its product as uncharacterized. The transcript has 3 exons. Gene Ontology annotation, cellular component: endoplasmic reticulum membrane. The record is from RefSeq and is a predicted model, not a curated record. Gene Ontology annotation, biological process: negative regulation of ceramide biosynthetic process; intracellular sphingolipid homeostasis; ceramide metabolic process. Lineage: Eukaryota; Fungi; Ascomycota; Dothideomycetes; Pleosporales; Pleosporaceae. Bases 1 to 555 code for a protein of 184 amino acids.
AUGUCGCUGCAACCCUCAAACUCAAAGGAUGCGCGCCGCCGACGUAGCAGUAGUCUUGUCUACAAGGAACCCCCGGAGUCGCUUGAGCAGCUGAGCGACCAGUCGGCACUGCCCAAUCUCAACGUCGAAUGGGUCAAUGCAAAGGGUGCAUGGGCUAUCCACUUUGUCCUCAUCUUCUUCGGCAAGAUCUUGUUUGAUAUCAUCCCAGGCAUGUCCCAGGAAGCAUCCUGGACCCUCGUCAAUCUCUCGUACGUGGCCGGCUCCUACCUCAUGUUCCACUAUGUCCGCGGUGUCCCCUUUGACUUCAACUCGGGUGCCUAUGACAACCUCAACAUGUGGGAGCAGAUCGACAACGGUGACCAGUAUACCCCGGCCAAGAAGUUCCUUCUCAGUGUCCCCAUUGUGUUGUUCCUUGUCAGCACCCACUAUACCAAUUACGGCUUGACAUAUUUCCUUAUCAACUGCUUUGCCACCAUAGCAGUAGUUAUCCCCAAGCUGCCUUCGCUCCACAGGAUACGAUUCGCUUUCUUCAACAACCCUCCCGACGACGCCUAG